AAUCGCGCCCAUGGUACCCGACGAGUAUGACAUGAUGGGGCAGAUCAGGAGCAGCUUCAAAUACUUCUGUCCUAAUCCUAACUGUAUCGAUAUGGUUUGUCCCGCACAUCAGACAAGAAAUGUUGUACCUCCACUGCAGUAUUCAAACAAACUUUCCCAGAAUGACCUUCUCAAUCGGAUGGAAUCGCACGGCGGGAAGAAGCAGUCUUGCAAGCGUACAUGCUUCUCUUCGAAUCCUCUCCUAGACGCUGAUGGCAUAGCAUGGGAUGAGACCGCCACGGAUGAGUUGCGCGUUGUCCUUGGAAUGGACGCAGACGCUCUUCCUUGUGAUUUGGCUGUGAUGAUACGGAAGCCGUGCGCUGAGUGCUUUGCCCUACGCCCACUAUUUCUUUCCAAAGUGGACGAAAAGGCAAAAAAGAAGGGGCAAAGCAAACAAACUCCCAGGUUCAAGGACACUGAGCCACCCGAGGAGUGGACACCAAAUGACCCAUGCACGCACGAGGGCGAUUGCAUGGAGUCCAACUGCGAAUGCUACAAAAACGAUGCUCACUGUGGACGUAACUGUCAUUGUUCAAAAAGGUGCAAACGUCGAUGGCGAGGCUGUACGUGCUCGAAAAGCAAGAGGCGAAACCUCUGUCGGACGAAUGAUUGUCCGUGUUGGAGAGCUCACCGGGAGUGUGACCCUGAGUUAUGUACUCGUUGUGGAGCCAAGUAUUUGUUCGAUGACGAAUGCAAGAACAUCGCUAUCCAGCAGAAUCAUAUCAAACGCACAGAGCUGCGUAGCGCGACGUACGGUCUCGGUCUGUUUCUUGCCGCAGACGAGACUGCCUUAGAAGGAGACUACAUCAUGGAAUAUGUGGGAGAGUUGGUCUACGAUGAAACAGCGGAGUCUCGGCAAGAUGUAGCCAAAUACCUCGGCCGGAAUUAUUUCUACCGGCUAAAUGAGACCCUCAACAUCGACGCCAGCCGUGUCGGGAACGAAGCACGCUUCAUAAACCAUGCCCCCAGCAGGCUGGCCAAUUGUAAUGCUGAAGUACUCCUCGUGAACGGGGAGCAUAGGAUUGGUAUCUUCGCAGCGAGAUAUAUUGAAUCAAACGAAGAGCUCUUCCUUGACUAUGGGCCCGGAUUUUUCAUACACGACUCAGAUGACGAGUCUCAAAACCGUGUACAUGAUGAUCCGGAUACAAUCAAAGGGGAGGAUUGACUAUUACGGCUUUUCAAUCUUAACUGAGAUUUUUAUCGAUUUUGUCCUCAUCGACCCACCAAUCCUUGCCAUUCCCCGUUCUCUCGAUCACCGCCCUUCUCCCUCCACCGACACCACCUCCAAUUGUCGGAUAAUGUACCACAUCCAUCUCCGCACUAUUUCCACCUACAAGAUAUCUC
Messenger RNA from Stereum hirsutum FP-91666 SS1, 1383 nucleotides. Its product is annotated as SET domain-containing protein. Gene Ontology annotation, biological process: chromatin remodeling. NCBI's taxonomy places the organism in Eukaryota, Fungi, Basidiomycota, Agaricomycetes, Russulales, Stereaceae. The transcript is spliced from 12 exons. Bases 11 to 1204 code for a protein of 397 amino acids. Gene Ontology annotation, molecular function: histone methyltransferase activity; protein binding. The record is from RefSeq and is a predicted model, not a curated record.